AUGGAGUUUAUGAAUCUGGACCAAUUUAAGUGUGCAGUAAAAGAUUACAAUAUCAGUCUUGGGAGGAACUUCGUAUGGGUUAAGAAUGACAAGGUGAGAGUAAAGGCCAAAUGCAGUGUAGAAGACUGUGAAUGGAUGGUGUAUUGUGUCUGGAACAGUAAGCAAAGCACAUUCCAAGUUAAGACUUUUAAAGAGAUUCAUACAUGUUGCAGAGUCUUCAAGAAUAAAAAGGCUACAAGAGAUUGGGUGGCCAAGAAAUUGGAGAAGAGAAUAGUAACACAACCCAAGAUGACAAGGACAGAGGCAUUUGAGCACAUGAAGGAGGAAUAUAAUGUGCAUUUGGAUAUGAAGAAAGUAAGUAAAGCUUUGAAAAAAGCAAAGGGGACCAUUGAAGGUUAUGAGAAGGAGCGAUAUGGAAGAUUAAGGGAAUAUUUAGCAGAACUGUUGAGGAGCAACCCUGGCUCCAGUUGCAAAUUGCAAGUCACCCCCCAACCUAUUCCACAAUCAUUGCCAAUAUUUGACAAAACGUACAUCUGCCUUGAUGCUUGUAAGAAGGGAUUCAAAGCUGGAUGCAAGCCCUUAAUUGGGUUGGAUGGAUGCUUUUUGAAGGGCUAUUAUGGAGGUCAAUUAUUGAGUGUUGUGGGUGAAGAUGCAAACAAACAAUUCUAUGUGAUUGCAUAUGCCGUGGUUGAUAGUGAGACGAAGGACAAUUGGAAGUGGUUUCUGACAUUAUUACAGGAAGAUUUAAGGGACCAUGCAGUAUUUGGUUGGAACUUCAUUUCGGAUCAACAGAAGGGACUUGUCCCAGCCUUGAAGGAAAUUAUGCCAGGUUCAUACCACAUGUUCUGUGUACAACAUGUAUGGAAGAACUUCAUCAAGCAGUGGAAGGAUAAAGAGACAAGAGGAAUUGUAUGGGAAUGUGCUAGAUGCACCACUGUUCCCCAAUUUGAGAAGGUCAUGCAAAGGCUGAAGACUCUAAACGAACCAACUUGGAAGUAUCUUGACAAUAUACACCCUUCAUGUUGGGUUAAGGCCUAUUACAGUCACUGGCCUAAAUGUGACAAUAUCACGAAUAAUAUGGCUGAGGUGUGGAAUGCAAAGAUUGUGAAUUAUAGGGACAAAUCUAUAAUGACAUUGUGUGAGGAAUUGAGGUGCUACAUAAUGCGAAGGAUGGCAGCACACAAUAAGAUUCUACAAACCUGUAUGGAUCUCUAUGAAGUAUCUGGAAAGGGUCAACGUGUUGGGGUGAAUUUAACUCAACAAACUUGUAGUUGUAAUGUGUGGCAGCUGACUGGAUUGCCUUGUGAACAUGUCAUUGCUGCCAUUGCACACAAGAAUGAACCUGUGGAAAAUCAUGUUCACCAAUGGCUGACAGUGGAUGUUUUGCAUGCCAGUUAUGAACACACUCUCAACCCAGUCAAUUCCCAACAAUAUUGGCCAGCUUGUGAUGCCCCAAAACCACUUCCUCCACGCUUGAAAAGGCCUAUUGGACGUCCCAAAAAAAAUCGCAAGAAGGAUCCCACUGAAGAGCUUAUGAAGACCAACAAGAAGCUUAAGAAGACUUACACAGUUCAAUGCUCCAAGUGUGGUCAGACUGGUCAUUACCCCAAGACAUGUAAAGGACCUGCUGGUGGAUCAAAGAAAAAAACUAAACCAGUUAAUGUUGAAGUUGGCCAGUCAAGGACAGUUGAAGAUAUCCUCAUGAGCAUGAGUCAAGGCUGCCCUCCACCAGAGACAAGUAGCCAGCAUGCACCAAAUGCAGCUGAACCAAGAGCCAGCAACCCACCACCAUGCAAUCAUGCUGAGGCAGUGACCAGUGAGACAGCAGCUGCAGCUAGCAGUGGCACCAGAGCAAGAUUCAUAAGCUUCAUGACUACACCAGGAUUCAGGCCACCUAGGCCAGCCCCAUAUAACUAA
This is a messenger RNA of Gastrolobium bilobum, 1917 nucleotides long. RefSeq lists its product as uncharacterized. The record is from RefSeq and is a predicted model, not a curated record. NCBI's taxonomy places the organism in Eukaryota, Viridiplantae, Streptophyta, Magnoliopsida, Fabales, Fabaceae. The coding region runs from base 1 to 1917 and encodes 638 amino acids. Gene Ontology annotation, molecular function: zinc ion binding; nucleic acid binding. The transcript is spliced from 3 exons.